This is a messenger RNA of Acanthochromis polyacanthus (spiny chromis), 15981 nucleotides long. It is a transcript of the gene dcc, whose product is annotated as DCC netrin 1 receptor. Gene Ontology annotation, cellular component: membrane. The record is from RefSeq and is a predicted model, not a curated record. Gene Ontology annotation, molecular function: protein binding. NCBI's taxonomy places the organism in Eukaryota, Metazoa, Chordata, Actinopteri, Pomacentridae. Gene Ontology annotation, biological process: cell-cell adhesion.
CCCUCACUCCCUCUCUCUCUCUCUCCAGCUGGAGCUCCGGCUCUCUUCCGACCCUCUCCAUCCUCCUCCCCGGCAGACGGAGCGGACCUCCGGGAAGGCAGCGUGGAUCGGACCGCUCCGUGCCUCUCAGUGACCGGGACCCAGCAGCAGGAGCCGCAGCGGUGAUGGAGACUCCGCCUGCAUAGUUCUGGAACUUAUUUCAGCCGUCAGAGGAGGAGAGUGACCUGCUGUUGGGGAGAUCUACCUUCUUUUUUCUUUUCUUUUUGGUGUUUUUUGUGGAUCCUGCAGCCCAGGUUGGGUUGUUUUUUUGGGGAGGUUUUCUUUGAGCCUCCUCAUCCUCCUGACUCAUCACCUCUGGAGGAUUUAUCACCUGUGAUUUUCAUUUUCGGCUUUUUCCCCCCUCCACUAAUAAAGAGUUGAGUGGAGGGUCUGGAGCCAGAGGACAGAGGGUUUGCUGGAGACAGCAUGGAGCUGGCCGGGUUUGGAUGUAGGGCUGCUGUUUGGGGGAUGCUGGUUCCGAGGAGGAGGAGGAGGAGGACCGGUGGAGCGGACCUGCUGCUGCUCUGCUGCCUGCUGGCUGCUCGCUGCUCGGUGCACGCCUCAGAUGCCUCCACAUCUCCCUCCUCCUCCUCAUCCAGCCUCGGAGGUUUCGUGGACUUCACCUUCACCCAGGAGCCUCAGGAUUCGGUGACGGUUCGCGGUGGUACGUUGCAGCUGGACUGUCAGGCUCAGUCGGACGUGGCAGCGGCCGGACCUCCAGCCAUCACGUGGCGUAAGGACGGCGUUCUGCUGAGCACCGUGGUGGACGAGCGGCGGCAGCAGCUGGCUAACGGCUCGCUGCUGGUUCAGAACGUGGUGCAUUCACGGCACCAUCGGCCCGAUGAGGGGGAAUACCAGUGCCUCGCCACGCUGGAUGGACUGGGCAGCAUCGUGAGCCGGACGGCGAAGGUCACUGUGGCCGGUCCCCUUAAGGUGGUGGUCCCCACUGAGUCGGUGUCCUCGUACCUCGGGGACACCGCUCUGCUGCGCUGUGAGGUCUCCGGCGACCCGACGCCCGUCAUCCGCUGGCAGAAGAACCGGGAGGAUCUGCCGCCGACCUUCGAGCCCGAGUCCCGCCUCGCCGUGCUGCCGUCCGGUUCGCUGCAGGUCAGCCGAGUCCAGCCGCCCGACUCGGCAACGUACCGAUGUCUGGCCGACAACCCCGGCAGCACCAGGACCGGGACGGACGCCGAGCUACGAGUCCUUCCAGAACCCGGAGUGACCAGAAACCUCCAGUUCCUGCAGCGUCCGUCCAGAGUCUCGGCUCUGCUGGGAACCGACGCCGUUCUGGAAUGUUCCGCCUCCGGAUACCCGACUCCCAGCAUCCAGUGGAGGAGAGGAGAGGAGCUGAUCCAGAGCUGGAAUAAGAAGUACUCUCUGCUGGCCGGCAGUAAUCUGGUCAUCAGGAGCGUCACUGACGACGACUCCGGCGGCUACAGCUGCAGCGCCUCCAACAAGAACCACAACAUCACGGCACAGGCAGAACUCAGCGUUCUGGUUCCACCUCAGUUCCUCAACUACCCGACCAACACUUAUGCCUACGAGUCCACCGACAUCGAGCUGGAGUGUGCCGUGACGGGAAACCCGCCGCCGACCGUCCGCUGGAUGAAGAACGGGGAGGAAGUCAUCCCCAGUGACUACUUCCAGAUCGUGGACGGCAGCAACCUUCAGAUUUUGGGUUUGGUGAAGUCGGAUGAAGGAUUCUAUCAGUGCAUCGCCGAGAAUUCGGCUGGCAGCUCGCAGGCGAUGGCUCAGCUGCUGCUCCGAGAACCAGUGUCCCCCAGCCCAGGCGUUGCCCUCCCCUCUGCCCCCCGCGACCUGGUCCCUGUCCUAGUGUCCAGCCGAUUCGUCCGACUCAGCUGGCGCCCCCCGCAGGAGGCCGGAGGAGCCGUACAGACUUACGGCGUUUACUACUCCCAGGACGGGGUGGAGAGGGAGCGGUCAGUGAAUGUCUCAGAGCCGGAAUCACUGGAAUUAACGGUUUCCAAUCUGAAACCUGAAGAGAGCUACAGCUUCAGGGUUAUCGCCUACAACGACAUCGGACCCGGAGAAAGCUCCGCCCCCCUCAAGAUCACCACCAAACCCGACCUCCAGGUUCCCAGCCGAGUGGAGUCUCUUCGAGCUGGAUCUUUGUCUCCGACCUCCGUCCAGGUGAACUGGGAGCCUCCCAGUCUUCCCAAUGGCCCGGUGCUGGGAUACCGCCUGCUGUGGACCGAGAGUCCGUCCGGCAAGGAGCAGAGCGUGGAGGUCAACGGACUCAACUACAAGAUGGAAGGACUCAACAAGUUCACCGAGUACACGGUUCGAGUUUUAGCCAUCAACCGCUACGGACCAGGAACCGCCUCAGAACCCCUCAGCAUCACGACCCAAUCUGACGUUCCCAGCGCUGCUCCUCAGAACAUCACCUUAGAGGUUGUCCUGUCCAGGAGCAUCAAGGUUUCCUGGCAACCACCUCCACGUGGAGCUCAGAACGGCCUCAUCACCGCUUACAAGAUCAAAUACAGGAAGACGGGUCGCCGUGGAGACCAGGAGGCCAUUGAACCCAACAACUUCUGGUACCUGUUCACAGGUUUAGAGAAGGGCAGUCAGUACAGUUUCCAGGUGGCAGCCAUGACGGUGAAUGGAACCGGUCCGGCCAGUGAGUGGUUCACCGCCGAGACUCCAGAAAACGAUCUGGACGAGAGCCAGGUGCCCGACCAGCCGAGCUCUCUCCAUGUCAGGCCACUCCCCAACAGCAUCAUUAUGUCCUGGACUCCACCCCUCAGUCCCAACAUCCUGGUCCGAGGCUACAUCAUUGGUUACGGAGUGGGAAGUCCCUAUGCUGAGACGGUCCGGGUGGACAGCAAGCAGAGAUACUACUCUAUUGAGAACCUAGAGCCGAGUUCGCACUACGUGAUUUCCCUGAAGGCCUUCAAUAAUGCCGGGGAGGGAGUUCCUCUGUACGAGAGCGCCGUCACUCGAUCCCUGACAGACCCCAUAGACCCAUCUGAAGACGACCUCUUCCACCUCUUUGAUAAAUACCCCACUCCCAUGCCAGACACCAGCACUCCCAUGAUCCCUCCAGUGGGGGUCCAAGCCGUGGCGCUGUCCUCCGAUUCGGUCCGGGUCUCCUGGGCCGACAACUCGAUGACCAAGAACCAGAAGGCGUCUGAGGUCCGGUACUACUCGGUCAAGUGGAAGACCAGCUACUCCACCAGUGGAAAGUACAAGUCUGCAGACACCACAGCACUCAGCCACACCGUCACCGGCCUCAAACCCAACACCAUGUAUGAGUUCGCCGUCAUGGUAACCAAAGGUCGCAAGUCCAGCACCUGGAGUAUGACGGCGCAUGCUACGACGUAUGAAGCAGCUCCAAGCUCCGCCCCCAAAGACCUGACGGUGAUCAGUCGCGAAGGUCGACCUCGAGCCAUUUUAAUCAGCUGGCAGCCGCCGAUGGAGGCCAACGGACGGAUCACAGGUUACAUCCUGUACUACACGCUGGAUAAGAACAUGCCGAUAGACGACUGGGUGAUGGAGGCCAUCAGCGGCGACAGACUCACCCACCAGGUGGUGGAUCUGAACCUGGACACCGUUUAUUACUUCAGGAUUCAGGCCAAGAACGCCAAAGGAGUCGGUCCUCUGUCGGAGCCGAUCCACUUCAGGACCGCCAAAGUAGAACAUCCGGACAAGAUGGCCAACGAUCAAGGUCGGGGAGGAGAUCAUGCCUACUGGCCGUCCGACACCAACCUCAUCGACAGAAGCAGCAUCAACGAGUCUCCCAUCGGUCAGAUGCGACCUCCCCACGGCAGCGCCACCCCCCAGAAGAACAGCAACCUGCUGGUGAUCAUCGUGGUGUCGGUGGGCGCCGUCACUGUGGUCGUGGUCGUGAUCGUAGCGCUCAUCUGCACCCGACGCUCGUCCGCCCAGCAGAGGAAGAAGCGAGCGAGCCACAGCGCCAGUAAGAGGAAGGGCAGCCAGAAGGACCUCCGGCCUCCAGACCUCUGGAUCCACCACGAGGAGAUGGAGAUGAAGAACAUGGAAAAGGCUCCGAGCGUCGCCCCGUCAGGUCGAGAUUCUCCGAUCCAGUCCUGCCAGGACCUUCCUCAGGUGGCUCACAGCCAAUCGGAGAGCCAGAUGGGCAGCAAGAGCAGCCACUCGGGAGCCGACGCUGACGAGGCCUCCAGCAGUAUUUCCACUCUGGAGCGAUCGAUGGCCGCCAGGAGAGGAACUCGAGGAAAAAUGAUGAUUCCUAUGGACUCACAGCCGAGCAACACUCCGGUGGUCAGUGCCAUCCCAGUUCCAGCUCUGGACUCCUCCCAGUAUCCAGGAAUUCUUCCAUCUCCUUCCUGUGGAUUUUCCCACAACAAGUUCAGCCUCACGAUGCCGUUCCCCAGCCUGACGGUGGACCGAGGAUACACACCAGCGAUGCCUUCAGAUGCCUCCACCAACCCGCUCCUCCAGCAGCAGCCUCCACCCCAGCCGGCCGCUCCGCUCCUCCCAGGUUCCUCAGCUCCUCCUGGGGAACACGUCCCCACGGUCGGCCCUGUUCCUGGAGCUCCGGCCGCCGCCGCCGUCGUGGGUGAGGACGCUCAGGCCGGCAGCAGUCGGACCAUCCCGACCGCCUGUGUCCGGCCCAGCCACCCACUACGAAGCUUCACCAAUCCACUGCUGCCUCCACCGAUGGGGACCAUCGACCCGAAGGUGUACACCUCCAUGCUGCCACAGUCCAGUGCGAGCCUCCCAAAGCCCCAGGUGAAGACGGCGUCCCUCGGCCAGGCCGGUAAAGCUCGGUCUCCUCUGCUUCCCGUCUCGGUACCCACGGCGCCGGAUUUACCGGAGGAAGGAGGAACGAAACCUGCCGAGGAUUCAGCCGCAAACGUUUACGAGCAAGAUGACCUGUCAGAGCAGAUGGCCAGUCUAGAAGGGCUGAUGAAGCAGCUCAACGCCAUCACUGGCUCCGCCUUCUAACCUCUGAGCCCGGCCCAGCCCAGUCAUGAGCCACGGUCCAGUCUGGAACCCUUCUUCAAGCCUUGACGCCACCUGCUGUCCAUUCUCCAACAGGUCAAUCCGGGUUUGAAGAUGGCCUACAUCGAACCAGACCUCUGUCUGUGCUGGGGUUGAGUUUGUUUGGUUUCUACUGGUCUCUGCUCGUAUCCACUGGGACCGGGAUUGGAUAGAAGGGAAUUAAACAGAGGAUGAAAACGACAGCAGCACAGCAUCAACUCCAAGAACAGGACUCGUGUUGAAGGACUUCUUUGGGAGUUCAAACUGAAACCCUUCUAGACUCUUCAACCUCAAACACAAAACUAGAGAAACCCAAUACCUAGCGCCUCCACUUAAUGGAACAGGAGGAAAGGAUUUUCACAAAAAAAGAAGACAGCUAUAAGAUCCCUCCUGUUUCUCUUAUUUGUGGUAUUUAUUAGCAUCCUCCUCCGCUGAGUUCUCUUCAACUCAGUUACUGUGACUGUACCUCACUUAUUUUUCAUGGUUGCUGUUGGAAAUAUUCGUUUCGUCUUUUGUUUUUAGUUUGGGUAUUCCAAUUUUGUGCAUUCACAGGAUGUGUAUAUGGUUUGAAAAUGCUUUGGGAAGCUACAGUAAGAAACAAAAAACACAUCUUCAGCCACCAAAGUUUCACCAAAACUUUCUUUUUUUUAUGUGGAUCCGAGGUUGCCUGUUGGUGGAGACGUGAGGUGAUCUUCUCUGGAAUUUCCAGUCUAUUUUCUUCAGUGUCUUUUGUUUUCCCCACUCUUUAACAAAAGAGUCUGAUUUCUCUGAACCAGCUAUCACCCAUAACCCAUGUAGCCCUUACACCUCCUGGAUCUUAGGAAUAAAAAAAAAACAAAGGGAUUAAAUUUGUUAAGAAUCUGCAAGGCCGGUUGGAAUCAUGUGGAUCUGGAUCCAGCUAACUCUGUUCUUACGGGACUGUAUAAAAACCUCUAUAGACUCCCACAGUCUGUUGCUGCUCUUGACCAAGCCUUUACUCUCCCGAGCCCAGAAAAACUUCAAUCUUUACCCACGAGGACUUGUGUCGUUGCCAAAUUCUCAUCUUGGAAAGCUUAUUGUAACUUUCUUUAUUUAGCUGUUCAAGUCUGUUUCAGUCCCCAACGUGGACUGGAAGGCAGUGAAGAAGAUUUUCUUUAAGGAACAAAUGUGUCGGGGAUGCUGGAGUUGUAUUGGUGGGACCAGUCCUAUCUCCGAACAAAGGAAAUGUUGGUCCAAUGGUCAUAUCAGAAACAUGUUCAGAUCAACUCUCAAUAUGUCAUUUUUGCAAUUUGUCCAGUUGACACUUACUGAAUCAAAGUUAUGGUUUAAAAAUCCAUCAAAUAACCAUUUAUUGUCUUGGGGAAAAGAUGUGCCAUGAUUGCAAGAAACAAACAUCCAAACAAAGUAUGUACAUCAGUCAGCCACAACUUUAGAAACCACCUACAUUUUGGAUCUUUUGGUUCCUGGAGGUUUGCUGAUUGGGACCUCUAUGAAUCUGACUGUUUCCGGCAUAUCCCGUCAAUCCUUAAUCAGAUUUAAAUGUGGGGAUUUUGGAGGCCAGAUUGACACCUUUGUCUCUUUUUUGAGCAGUUAUUGAAUUCUUGCUGGAGAAGGCUACUGACAUUGGACAGUGAUGUUGCCAUAGGUGGGAAGAAGGUUUACAUGGGUGGUACAUGUCAAAAAUACGACCUCAUGAAUGACCCAGUGUUUCCCAGCAAAACAUUGCAUCACGACUAGAUGAUUAGUGGUUUCACUUUACCUGUCAGUGGUUUUUCAAGUUGUGACUGACCUUAACAACUUCAAUCCAAGAGAGGGCGCUGUGUCGCUCCUGUCAAAUGUGGACGAAAUGGAAAUUUGACGUUACCUUGAUGGUAAAUUGAGAAUGAGGUGUUACAGCAACAGGACUAAGGUAUUAUUAUUAUUACUGAGAGUAGAGAUGUUGGGUUGGCCAAUGAUGUUGGGAAUGGGAUAGAUCUCCACUGUUGUUUAUUUUUUCAGUACAUUUGGUCGAAGGUGAGCGUGUUGUUUUUGGGCCUGCUUUUGAUGAAUCCGUAUUUAUUUUUCAUGAGACAAACACACGUGUACCUCUGUUGACCUUGAUCGCCCACGUGGGGAAAUUGCAAAACCGCCAGCUUCACUUUGAGUUUACUUCAGGGGGUUUUGGUUUUUUUAUACAAAAAAUACGACAAAAAUUAACAAAAAAGAUACAUGCAAAUAAUGCAUAUUCCACAAAGUAUAUUUUUACAUUCGGUGUCCUGUCAGAGCUGUGUUUUUUCCAGAUCAGGUUUUUUUAAAACACAUUUCCGCAGAGAGCUACUUUAACCGCGAUGAGAAACGAUAACCUACAGCCUUUGAACGCAUCACACACAAUUGCAUUUUGUUGAAAAUUCUGUCAUUCGCUGAUAUAAACAGACACUUCGUGCCAUUUUCAGUUUUACUAUAAGCAGCCUUUUAAAAAAUGGACUGAGGGAAGAGUUUUCAGGGGAACCUGCGGCAUCUUUGGGUUUCAGGAUGACCUCUGCGAUACGAGGCCGGUCAGGAUCCGCCCUUCUGCUCUUUCAAACAACUAGAUUUGCAUUGACAGCAGGGCAAGGAAUCUGAUUUUGAGAAUUAGAAUGAGAUUAGAUCUGUUGGGAUGUUUUUGUUACUCUUUGUAAAAAUAGAUUUGUGAACUGUGGUGGUGGGGAGUGAGAAAGGUGUACACUGUAAAAAAAAUGUUUUAAAAAAAGGAAAGAAAAGAUCCUUAAAGGUUGAUUGAGUUUUACAGACAAGUGAAGUGAUAACCGGGCAAAGAUCUCACUUGUCUUUUUAUACUGCUGCAGCAAUUCAUUUUGCAUAAUGUCAACUGUCCAUUUUACGACAUAAUUGGAAAUAAGUGCGAUUCCACCUCUUAAUUUGACAAAAAAGUCAAAAAAUGGAGGCAGAGUGUAUGAAGAAAUGAUUUGUAAAGGUGGAUACUUUUUGUGUUAGUGCAGAAAUGCAGGGACUUAAAAUGACAAAUGAUUCAUCCGUCAGCUCGGAAAGGAGAAAAAGAAACAGGCCAUCAGUAUGCUCCAUAUUUGACUGUGUCACCCCAGUCACCAUAUUGUAAUUUGCAGACCUUUAUCUUUCUGUGAUGAAAGGGGAAAAAGCCUGAGGGAGACAGAGGGAGCAGAGGCAGUGGAGGUGGAUUGAUAUGCAGGGGUUGGUUUGUAUGUGCAGAGCUGGGGCACAGAGGAAUGAGGCCGUGAAUUCAUUAUAACGCCGUUCUCAAAUAUUAUGAUUCAAGCUCACGCUCGCUGGGCCGUUACAACAGCGGAGAAAAGUCCCGGGGACGGAGGGGAUGGAAAGGUAACGUCUCAGCAGUGCGAACGCUGGGAUGAAAGGUUGAAUCUGUGAAGGCAGGCGGGCGGUUCGGGGGAUCAAACUCAUCAGCGAACUCCGAGAGACACAUCCAUCCAGUUCGAGGCUUUCAAAUUCGCUCAGAGACACUUUUUCCUCUCCUCCUUCAGAGAGCUGAACCAUCCACAGACUGAAAUUUGAUUUAGAGAGAGAAAAUCUGAUUUUGAAAAGGUAAAUACUAAAUUAAAUGGCCUGGUGACACAAGGGAUUUGUUCUUGUCAGUAUCAAAGGGGGAACGACAGAAGAUACAAGAAAGGAGUGAGUUAAAUGGUCGUACUGGUGUUUUUUUAGCCCGUUAAAUAGGAAUUAUCCAUCAGCUCUUACAUCAACCGCUUCCUCUCUGGAAUUUGUUUCAUUUCUGAAAAUCAACUUGCAGACACUAGAAACGCUCAGUGAUUCAAAUAGGUGCGAUGUUACACGCACCAGAGCAAAUCAUAGCUUUGUUGGUCGGAUUAAGAUUGAGGACGCAGCAAAACAUCACCACAAAAUUGUUGCAGAGCGUGAAUGAGAAAGGAAGUCAGUUUUUAGAAAUAACUCCUAAAGCAUCAAUUCUUAGACCAACAUAGCACCCAGAAGAAUAAAAUGGCUAAUCUGACAGCAGAACUACUGUACUGAAACCCGCUUUACUUUAUUUUAGUCGACGUUACAUAAUACGUCCUUCUGACAACUAUUUGAAAACCGGAUUCUCUGACUGCCUGCUGAACCAUGGCAUCCAUGGUCCCAUCUGUUGGGUUUCCAGAGCUUUUCACUGCUUUCGAAGCUCAUGAACACCAGCAAAUUGGUUUUCUUUUUUGAAAAAUGUGUGGGUUUGUAACAGCAUUUCCACACAGCUAUAGCAUAACUCCCCUUUUGUCUGCUCCCAUUCUCCUUUUCUUUUUUCAAUUCUUACAAAAACCCAAGUGGGAUAAAUCCUGGUGUACAUGUGAUUUAAACUUCUGCUGAAGCUUCUGCUUGGCAAAGGAGACAAAAAGUCCAAUCAGUGAGGCCACUAGUGAUUGUGGUAAUUAUUUCAGGGCUAAACAAGGCCUAUAUCUGACAAAACUAUGAUGGAAUAUAUAAUGUACUCAAACUGAAGGAACCAAACACCUCGACAGUGAUUCACAUCGAAAUGACACUACUGUUCAAAAGUUUGGGGUCACUUGGAAAUGUCCUUAUUUUUGAAAGAAAAGCUUUUUUUCAAUGAAGAUAACAUUAAAUAAAUAAUAAAUCCAGUUCAGACAUUGUUAAUGUGGUAAAUGACUAUUGUAGCUGUAAACGUCUGAUUUUUAAUGGAAUAUCUCCAUAGGGGUACAGAGGAACAUUUCCAGCAACCAUCACUCCUGUGUUCUAAUGCUACAUUGUGUUAGCUAAUGCUGUUGAAAGGCUCAUUGAUGAUUAGAAAACCCUUGUGCAGCAAUGUUAGCACAUGAAUAAAAGUGUGAGGUUUAAUGAAAAAAACAUUUAAUUAUUGUCUGAGUGACCCCAAACUUUUGAAUAGUAGUGUAUAUUCUGACUGAAAUCUGAUUGAGAAAAGGUUCUGUUGGGUCACUUGGAGUUCUCCGACUUAAUGGACUCCAAAGUGGGUCGUCUCUCAAAGACAUAAACUAAUCGAAUCAAAAAACUGAUGGAGGAUCUUGAAAAUGAUGAGCAGGACUGAAAAGUUUGCUAAAACAUGAAACACCAGCUCAUGUUUAAACUGACUGCCGGUGUUUCCGUGGAACAUUUGAGCAUUUUAAAGAUGUACGUCUCAGAGGCUGGUUGAUUCUGUUCGUGGAUGCUGUUUCCCUGCAACUGUCAAAACUUCUCUUGAUCUGAUGAUUUGAGUUCAGAUGCUAGACAUUAAAAUGCAACAUCUUCCUGUCCAUAUAUCUCACUAAUGUUCUCCAGAGGCCAAACGUGUCAAAUGUUGUAUUUAGCACAUUUACUUGUCCUCACAUGUUUUUUAUUUGUUGCCUUCGAGAUAAAUGAGACAUCCUACGUGCCUUUACUUUCCACCGCAGCUUUCUUUCUCCAUAUUUAGCCUCUUUAUCUGAAGCCUUUGUGAAAUGUAAAAAUGAGCUCUGUGUUAUGUUAAUUUGUUCCUCCUGCAGAUGAGACGAGCCGCUCUACUGAGGGCUUUCCCCAAAAGCGCCGUGUCGCUUUUAAAAGCCAGAGCCUCAAAAGAAAGUUUCACUGCAGCGGCACAGAUGCGGCUUUUCCACAGCUGUCUGGAAACACAGUUGACACAUCAGACGUAGUAGAUCUACCGAUGGCAGUGAUAGUAGAUUGGCCUAUGGUUCUAAUAUCACCCCUUGGAUCCACAAAACGGCCAAUGUGAACAUCAAAGUUUCCCAGAGCAGGAAGCUAAAUCCUCGAAUGGCUCAAUCGGUGACACAUAUUGUAAGAAAGUUGUUAUUUACGCUUUGAUUCAGGCCAAAAUAUGUUUUUAUUUGGACAACGAAGAUCUUUUCACCUGAUUUUUAUAAAAAUAUCUGUAACUUAAGAAAACACAGAAAAAAAUACAGAAGUGAGUUAAUGUGUAUCAGAAGUUUAGGGCGUAAUGCCAGAAAUUUUGCUUGUUCAAGAAGUUUUCUUUUCAAUAACAAUGCUGCAAGACUUGAGAGACAAUACAUUUAAGGGUUUGUCUAUUAGUCAUUAACUGUAGCACGAUAUGCAGGAGGUUUACUCUGCUUUAUUCGGACAGUUGCAGGGAAGUAACAUCCACGUAGAUCACCUGUUUGAAGAUUUUUACAGUAAAAACGCCUAUUAGGUCAUGAGAUGACACAGCGGUGAUAAUGGCCACAACCCACCAAUGACAUUACCUUAAAGUGCUUGCAUUUGCAGUAUUACUCAAAGGGUGUUGGUGGGGACAUUUCUACGUGAUAUUCCUUCUACUCUUUUCAAUUCAGGGCCCAGAAAAUUCUGAAAUGCAGACUUUCAAAACGGUCACUUUAAACCACUACUCAGUAUGACUCAGUUCCUGCCUUUCAUCACUAGAUGUCACACUUUUACACAUUAGUCCAAUCACUGAAGGUGAGAACUUGCAUUAGUUAUUGGACCAAAAGGAAAAAAAUAGUUCUAGUCAUUCUUCAAUGAAAAUCAACUUAUUGAGACUUGGUUAUCAGAUCAUCUAACAGGAAUAUCAUUCAGCCUAUUUUUCGAACACGUCUUUAAUCAAGCAACAAUGCAAAACAUUUGUUGUCUGUUACAGAAAACUGAUUGUUUUAAGGUCUUACUUUGUUGGCAUUUAGGAAAUUGUGAUGGACAUUUGGUUGCAGUUUCACAUUUCAAAGUCCAAUUGGCCAUCGAUUAAGUCAUCCCGUUGUUAAUUGCAGUCUCACUUGAUUGUGUCGCUGUUAACUAGUAAAAAAAAAAAAAAUCAAUCAAACUGUAAUUAGACAAAACCACUGCAGGUAACUUGUGCAAGGAGCUCAUUAAAAUCCGUAGUGAUAUUUUGUCAUGGCAGUGCCCUCUAGUGGCCAUAAACAAGUGCAAACAGGUAUGAAGACAAAGUAGGCCCAAGGAGGAGGUUGGGGUUGACGGAUGGGUUGGCAAAACAUUGGAUUUACCUUUACUUUACUGUUCUCAAUGGGAUCUGCCGUUAUUUUCAACACCGACUGAACCACAACAGGAACUAUGACAACAAAUACCAACCUGUCUGCAGAAAAUUACAUCCCUAUUUGUUGCCCACCAAUCAUGUACUAGAUGGGGCUGGACUUGUCACCAUGUCAAUCCGAAAAAUGGACUCCAAACAUGUGGUUAAAGACUCUUAUUCUAACCCACACUUUGAGAUUUUGUCUGAACCCCAACCAAACAUUGUUGAAGCCUAACCUUCUCCAAGCUUUUGACAUGUAAAAGCAUCUAAUGAAGAGAAAUAUUCUCCUAAACAGAACCAGAAAUACAAAAAGUACAUCAGAAAAUGAAACUUAAUUGUGAGACAGACGUCCAAAUGACUGGUUUACACCUUCGACUUCUCGUUCUUCAUCCAAACUAGGACUUUUUUGUUCUUUAAAACCGGCUGCCUUUCCAAAACAAAACUACCUUCAAAAUGUAACUGAGAAUACAGUCCAGGUGUAUAAGAACCUAAUUUUGUGGAGACUUGGUUAGAAGAGUUGCUGUCAGGAUAUGAAAUAAAAAGAAGAAUAAACUCAAACGAGUUCAUCCAAGUCGAGAGCAAGUUGAUUUUGAAAUGAGAUAAAAAUCCAGAGACUUUCAAAGGGAAUUAAUCUCCAAACAAAUGGAAAACAUAAAGUAAGAGCAUGUACAUUCUCAAAUAAUGGGCUGAAAUAUCCAAAAACACCGAUGUUCUUCUUUAACUGGUGCCAGAACAGAAACAUCUUUCCACCUUCUUUCAUUCCAUUACAAAGCUUCCAGUUCCAUUUCAUCAACUUUUAAUUUAAAGUUUUUACAGGAAGAAUAAAGGGAAAUGGAAAGUUUUAAGUAAAAAGGGAACUUUUUCUUUGGCACUGACCAGCACAGAUGUGUAUUUUUUCUUUUAUUUUGGUUGAACUUUACACUUAAAGCUUUCCUUCAGCAGUCCGACCCACCUUCUAACAGAUAAGAGUGGGUUUUUAUUUAGUUUCCUGUUGGCUCUACAUGUGUGUUUUACUGUGGAGAGAAGCGUUGAUGCAGCAGAACUACAUGAAGAAAGCUGCUUUUUUACAGUGUACAGUUCCACUAGAGUAGUAGUAACUUUUUAUAAUCAAAUUUAAUAUAUUAUUAUUAUUAUUAUGACUUCAUUUUGAGUGCUCUUUAAAACUAUUAUUUAUAUCUAUGUGAUAUUUCUGCAAAUGUACAUUUAGUUUAGCAAAGAACAAAAUGAAAAAGAGGACUGAAGCGCUGUUUUGUUUUUUGUUUUUAGUUCAUUGCCUUUAAAGGUUUCAGUAUUUUUUUAAGAUAAUAUUGUAGAUUAUUUUACAAACAGUUGAAUGGAAGCCAGUUUCGCUACGAGGGGACACGGUCACCACCAUUUUCUCUUUUUUAUUUUCAGUGUAAAAUCUGUAGAUCGGGACUCUGAUCGCAUCUAUGCAGUUCUUCUUUAUAAAUAAACCCUGUUUGAAACAACAGACGUGUCCGUUCGGUUCUGAGACGCUCUGAAGUCCGGAGUUUUGACGCUAGAGUUGGUGAGGAGCCGGAGGUCGAGUGUGGAAAUAAUGUGAAAAUACAGAUUUUGAACAUUUCUGCAGAGGCUUUCUUGCGUUUUUCGAAGGUAAUGCGACUGAAAGCAGCUUUUUUGGUGCGUUUAAAGGUGAAAAACACUUCUAAGUCUUAAAAACUUGCAUCUUCUUGUGCAUUUCUAUUAUGUUUUGUGACAGUAAUGCUCAAACUUUGCCAAUGUAAUGUUGAAAUUGCUUACAUACUUUUCGAUUUGGACCUUUUAAAACUGCAAAAACAAACUUGCCAAGCGUUAAAUUCAAUAAAGAAGACGAAAUAAUCAUAUAAAUAGAGAAAACAAACACCCAUCAGCCACUUUAUUACAUAAAUGUGUCAUUUAAGCAAUCAAAUACAUCAGUUUUUCCAUAAAUUCUACGUUUUUGAAGCUCCUCCAUUGGUGUUCUUGGCUUAUAGUGUUUUACUGGACUGUGUUACGUUUAAAAUGUUCCCAAAUAUAUGUUAAUUGGGCGGACAAAAUAUUCAGAACACUAUUAAAUCAAUCCAGACAAAUGCAACACCACCAUCAUCCACUAACAGCUCAAUAACAGGAAGUAGAAUCAUCGCCUGAACCACUAAAAGCUUUUAAAAAUAGAAUUGAUGGAAAAGUUGCUUUUUAAGCUGACAUUUGAUUGCACAAGUGAGUUGAUAUCCCAACCCGGUCUCACGGGGAUUCGUGAAACUGUCACGUAAGUUUUAGUUUCGGUUUCGUGCGCACCAACACGAUUUCGUCAUGUUUUUCGUGCCGCUCACCACGAAAUGUUUUUCGCUGUGGUAAUCACAUCUGAAAGUGGUUUAUACCGGCGGAUUCAUGAUGAUCUAAGCUGUCCAUCGGCGUAUACUGCUUGUAUGAUCGCGUUUGCGGCCGCCGGCCGCCGGACAUUCUUGAAAUUCCUAUGCAAAUUGGUAAGUGUACCACCGGCUUAUGGUUAGGGUUAUGGUUAGGGUUAUGGUUAGGUUAUGGUUAGGGUUAUGGUUAGGGACGAUGUCAUGCAAAAUAUAGCGUUGGAUUCGCCACGGUUUUACAUUAAAAAUAUAAUACACACAUUCUUUUGAAAUACGUUCUGAGUGGCACGAAAAGUCCGCCGUUUAAAAUACAUUGGUGCGCAUUUCGUGGUGAGCGGCACGAAAAACAUGACGAAAUCGUGUUGGUGCGCACGAAGCCGAAACAAAAAUUUACGUGACAGUUUCACGAAUCCUCGUGAGAUCGGGCUGGAUAUCCACAUGAUGAAAAUAUAAAAUACGAAAAAAUGGCUUUCCUUUUUUAAAUUCAGGUCAUUACUAUACAAUAUUACAGGAUUUAUUGCACCUUAUUGUGUUUAAUUCCAGCAGUUUUGGUUCUAAAAUGUUGCUAUCUGAUGCUUUAAUAUCAAUUAGUUUUCCUGAAUUCUGUUUUCAGGACUUAAAACAUAAUUUCUGAUAAAUCAUCAUGUAUGCAUAUCUGGGGUUCUCUAAUCUCAACCAGAAAUAUUGGUCUCUAACUGUCCUGUAGCCUGCAGAUGUUGUGUUUUUGUUUGUUUUUUAAAUAAGAUGCUAAAUGAAGGUGUCCCUAAACGCAGCAUCAGUGUUAAAUGCUUUCAGCUGCAUUACCACGCGGCGUCAGCAUCAUUCUCUGCAUGAAGGUGGUGCUAAACUGCUGCCUGGGAGGCUGGAAAUCAGUGUGAAAGUGUAAAAGAUGCUCCGCGGAAACGUAAACGUUCUUUGUAGUUAAUGAAGCAAAAUGUGCACAAACGCACCAGGAAAGUCCUGUAAGAACAGCCCGUCCUCCAUCAGUGGAGGCUCCUCGUGAACCAGCGGUGACUGUGUGAAACUCUGAAACGCCGAUAAGAUGGAAACUGGGGGAGGCUCGGCUCCUGCAUUUCAAAGAGAAACUCGACUUCAUUAACUUCUUUCUUUGGGCGCUUCGCUCCUGUGUGGGAACCAUUGAGGAUCAAAAAAGGGACAAAUUACACGGUUUAGAAAAAAUACAAAAAAAAGGAGGGUCAGAAAAUAGAAAUAGCAGAAUGAAGGUGGACGGGGAUGACUUUGGAAGAGGCCUGAUGUGGUCAGUCUGAGCUUAGAGAAGGGAAAUAAAAAGACUGAUUUGGGGUGAAAGGGGCUAAAUUAAAGCGACCUUAUCUCCUCUCACACAGACAAUUACUUCAUUUUCAGAACAUCGUCGUUGGACAGACGAGCCGACAGAUUCCCAGUAAAUACUGUUUGACUUCAUCCUUUAAAAAAAAGAAGCCUAGAGUCAUUAUAACCAAAUUAGCUUAGUGACUGCAAUAUUUAAGAGUGUACAUUUUGUUCAUUUGGGGAAGGAUGAUGAGGAUGAGGAUGAUGAGGACGUAUCUCAGACGAAGCAAAGCGAAGUUUCUAUCCACAAUGUUGUAUACAAUUGCUGGUUUUGUAAUGCACUGUAGAACAGUCCCAUGUUCCUUUUUUAUAGAAAUGUUAUUUCAAUGGUGCAUUCUUUUUGUUUGAUAAAUAAAGUUUUGAUACAAAAGCAAA